UGCUGCUGGCCAAGCCCUGCGCCCCGGAGCCGGCGUCGGAAGCCAACGGCACGUGCCAGGGCUCCAACCGCUGCCAACCCGGCGUGCUGCUGCCCGUCUGGCAACCCGACGACCCGUCCUUCGGCGACAAGGCGGCGCGCGCCGUCGUCUACUUCGUGGCCAUGAUGUACAUGUUCCUGGGCGUCUCCAUCAUCGCCGACCGCUUCAUGGCUUCCAUCGAGGUCAUCACCUCCAAGGAGAAGGAGAUCACCAUCACCAAGGCCAACGGCGAGACCAGCAUCGGCACGGUGCGCAUCUGGAACGAGACGGUCUCCAACCUGACGCUGAUGGCGCUGGGCUCGUCGGCGCCCGAGAUCCUGCUCUCGGUGAUCGAGGUGUGCGGCCACAACUUCCAGGCGGGCGAGCUGGGGCCCGGCACCAUCGUGGGCAGCGCCGCCUUCAACAUGUUCGUGGUCAUCGCCGUCUGCGUCUACGUCAUCCCCAGCGGCGAGAGCCGUCGCAUCAAGCACCUGCGCGUCUUCUUCGUCACGGCCGCCUGGAGCAUCUUCGCCUACAUCUGGCUCUACCUGAUCCUGGCCGUCAUCUCGCCCGGCGUGGUGCAGGUGUGGGAAGCUCUGCUCACCCUCGUCUUCUUCCCGGUCUGCGUGGUCUUCGCUUGGGCGGCUGACAAGAGGCUGCUCUUCUACAAGUACGUCUACAAGCACUACCGCGCCGACCCGCGCAGCGGCAUCAUCAUCGGCACCGAGGCCGAGCUCCCCAAGGGCAUCGAGCUGGACGGCGGCUUCCAGCCCCCCGAGCGCCGCGAGGCCGAAGGCUCCGCCAUCACCGCCGGCACCGCCGGCACCGGCGCCGUCACCGCCUCGCCCGCCCUCCCCGCCAGCGCCGAGGAGAAGGAGCUGGACGAGAGCCGGCGCGAGGUGAUCCAGAUCCUGAAGGACCUGAAGCAGAAGUACCCGGAGCGCGAGCUGGAGCAGCUGGUGGACAUGGCCAACUACUACGCCCUCCUGCACCAGCAGAAGAGCCGGGCCUUCUACCGCAUCCAGGCCACGCGCAUGAUGACGGGCGCCGGCAACGUCCUCAAGAAGCACGUGGCCGAGUUCUCCAAGCGCUCGUCGGCGCUGCUGGAGGUGCCGUCGGACGCCGAGGAGGAGGCGUGCAGCCGCAUCUUCUUCGAGCCCUGCCUCUACCACUGCCUGGAGAACUGCGGCGCGGUGACGCUGUCGGUGGCGUGCCAGCACGGCGCCGAGCUCAACCACACUUUCUACGUGGACUACAAGACGGAGGACGGCUCGGCCAAGGCGGGCUCGGACUACGAGUACAGCGAGGGGACGCUCAUCUUCAAGCCGGGCGAGACGCAGAAGGAGCUGAAGAUCGGCAUCAUCGACGACGACAUCUUCGAGGAGGACGAGCACUUCUUCGUGCGCCUGCUCAACCUGCGCGUGGGCGACGCCGAGGGGAUGUUCGAGGCCGACUCGGCCGAGCACCCCAAGGGUCGCUUGGUGGCCCCGCUGGUGGCCACCGUCACCAUCCUGGACGACGACCACGCCGGCAUCUUCUCCUUCCAGGAGCGCCUGCUGCACGUCAGCGAGUGCCAGGGCGCGGUGGAGGUGACGGUGGUGCGCAGCUCGGGCGCCCGAGGCACCGUCCUGCUGCCGUACCGCACCGUGGAGGGCACGGCGCGCGGCGGCGGCGUGGAUUACGAGGACGCCUGCGGGGAGCUGGAGUUCCGCAACGAUGAGACGGCUGUCACCUCCAAGUCCAGUGUCACCUCCACAUCCGGUGUCACCUGCAAGUCCGGUGUCACCUCCAUGUGCGGUGUCACCUCCAUGUCCAGUGUCACCUCCAUGUCCGCUGUGUGUGCGCUCUGCCCCACGCCUCUGCCACGUCCCCAUGUCUCCACGUCCCCACGUCCCCGUGCCGUGUCCCCAUGUCCCCAUGUCCCCACGUCCCCACGUCCCCACGUCCCCACGCCGCAUCCCGCAGCCGACGGGGACCGGGCACUGUCGGCGGAGGAGGAGGAGGCGCGACGCAUCGCCGAGAUGGGGAAACCCGUCCUGGGGGAGAACUGCCGCCUGGAGGUCGUCAUCGAGGAGAGCUACGACUUCAAG
Messenger RNA from Numida meleagris (helmeted guineafowl), 2108 nucleotides. Its product is annotated as sodium/calcium exchanger 2-like. Gene Ontology annotation, biological process: calcium ion import across plasma membrane; sodium ion transmembrane transport; cell communication. Gene Ontology annotation, molecular function: calcium:sodium antiporter activity. The record is from RefSeq and is a predicted model, not a curated record. Lineage: Eukaryota; Metazoa; Chordata; Aves; Galliformes; Numididae. Gene Ontology annotation, cellular component: postsynapse; sarcolemma; axon.